GUGGCCAACAGUAGUUCGGUUGCACUGGACGUUGCCCAUCAACUUUUGCUAAUAGACGAGCGUUGUGCAAAGCUACCUAGCUAGCUAGCUACACACCAUAUACAUUUUCAGCUAAUUUAUCGUCGUGUGUGGCGCAUUUUUGCAUUGUGUAUUUCAGUCUGGGAUUUGCAUUCGUCAACAAACCAGCAAAUUCCAGAAGUGACGAGGGGACUCCAUUUUCCUACGCGGCUGACCGGACUAGCCAGCAAGACGGCGGAAAACUAGCUGGUUAUGCUGCUAGGCUAACUUUCCCUGGCAGGCGAACGAGAGCCGGAGCAAGCAAGUAGCUUGCGAUAAAUUGUCUAUCUGACGAUACAUUCGUUGACUACAACCCACUCCCAGCAUGCUGAUAGUGGGAGGCAAUGGACGGAUGCACUAGAAUGAGUGUGAAGGAACUGUGUGAGACCGAUGACCUGGCCACCGGUUUGGUGCUGGACCCUCUGUUGGGCUUCAGCACCCACAAAAUGAACAUAAGUCCGCCGCCAGAGAUCCGGCGGUGGGGCAACCUCAAAGAGACCCUGUUGCGCUUUCAGCGUACACACGACUUCAACGCUACCUUUGAGGCGCUGACAGUGGGUGAUCUGGCUGGUGACUACUUUAAUGCUUUGGGGAGCCAUCGACAGGAGCUGCUGAGACAACAUGUGUAUCGGUACCUCAGUGCCUUCCUGUUAGAUAGCGGUGUCAAGAUAGAGUCCUGUGACAGAUACUCCUCAGAGACCAACGGAGCAAAGAUAACCUCAACAAGGCACUGGUUUGCAGGAGAGCGGGUGGAGGUCCUACUGGGCUGCAUAGCAGAACUGAGCCUUGCUGACAGCGCUGUGUUGAGGGCUGGAGUCAAUGACUUUAGUGUGAUGUAUUCCACACGCAAACGCUGCGCUCAGCUCUGGCUCGGGCCUGCAGCUUUCAUUAACCAUGACUGCAAACCGAACUGCAAGUUCGUCCCUGGUGAAAAGAAUAUCGCAUGUGUUGAAGUGAUUCGACCCAUCUCACCUGGGGAGGAGAUCACAUGUUACUAUGGUGCCAGCUUUUUUGGGGAAGGCAAUGAAAUGUGUGAAUGCUGCACCUGUGAGAGAAACGGAGAGGGUCACUUCAAGCACAGAGGGAAGCAGCCUGAAUGUGAAGAAACAAAGGAUCCUGUGGGCCAAAAGUACCGCCUGAGAGAGAGAUAUCUUCGUCAGCACAGAGAGAAAGGACACUGUCCCACAAGGCCGAUAAUACCAGGAAUACACUCAGGUAUCAUUAAAGCAAUCCCCUCAAGGAAUUCGUUUACCCAGCAGAUGAGGAGAAAUGCCUUGAAGAACAGAAAAUUUAGUCAGACAAAGAAGUGGAGACGAGAGAAGCAUAGACGAUCAGGAAAGCACCCAUUGAAGUCCUCCACAGUCAAACCCUGUUGGACAGUUCCACUUUUGUCUGAGGUUACACUGAGGGACCUUAGAAUCAGAGUACGGCGCCACACAGUGGAUUUCUUAGUCAACUGCAAGGAUCCAAAAAGCAAAGAAAGAGCCUUGCUUCAACAACUGGAGGAAGUGAAGCCAGAAGAUAACAAGUUGAGUGAACUUUUGACUGGUGAAGAAAAUAACACCACUGAAGUAAACUUGAAACCUUUCACUCUAAAUUCCUCCAUGUCAGUUCAUCAGAAAAGUAGACCUGCAGUAAUUAACGCAGGCCUUAAUGGGAAGUCUGUCAAAGUGGUGGAUAAGCAUGCAGUUCCUACGAGGACCUCUUCGAGAACAAGAAGCUUGGUUCAUCCCAUGUCCAAACAACAAACGGUGUCCAGUAACACAGCCAACACUACAACAGUUUGUCACCCUGUCGAAGUUGACAAUACCUGCAGUGCAAUAAAACAAAACAAAACUGAAAAGACUAUCGGAGAGAGCCAAAGCAGCAAGUGCAGCAGCAUUGAAUCCUGCACUGUGGACACAGCAGAAAAUCCAGCCACUGAGCAAACGAAGCACAGGACUAUCAGAGGUUCAUCACUGUUUAUACCUGAAGUUUGUCAGAGUGUCACAGAUAGAUUGAAGAAAGCCGGGGACAAUCCGCUAAAAUCACUGACGCAAUACCUUACAGUUAACCUAACAAGGUUAUCAGUAUCACAAAGUAUAGAAGCAGAAAAGACCAGUGAAGACAAGAAAGGAAGAGUGGAGGUGAGAGGAAGGAGCAGGCAGACCCAGUGUCCCAGACCAGCGCCUCUGACAGUACAGUCAGAAAAAAGGGUGUCCAGAUCUCAGCAGAGGCAGAGAGGAAGUUCAGAGAUCUGCACAGUUGAAGGUAACAGAGGGGUGAGAGAAAUGUUUUUCAAGGCCAUUGAUAAAGUAAAUUUAAGGAAGCGACAAGCAAGUGAAUCUGUAAGUGAUUUAUCACAAUGUGAGAAAAGGGGGAAUGACAAGGUCAUUGAAAUACAAACAGUUUCAGAAGAAAAAGAUAAUAUACUUAGGGAGCAGCAGGACAUUGUAAAAAGCAAAAUUGAAGAGCAGAAUGAAAAUAGAAGUGCUGCAUCUACAGUUACGGAAUGCAUAAGUAACAAGGCCCUGGAAGAAGUGAAAGAGUCUGAAUAUAAAAUAGUGCCCAGCGACAAACAUAGUGGACAAAAUGACAUGCAGUGUGUUAGAAAUAAAGUCAAGGAUGCAUGUGUGGAGGAGGAAGUUGUGAAACUGCCAGAACAAAUGUCUAGGAGUGUGAGUAAACAGCCAGUAAGUAGGCAUGAAGAAGAUAUUGUCAUAAAGCAGGCAAAGGUUCUGCUAUCUGAUAUUUUAAAAAAAGAUAAACCUUUAAUAGAUAAGAGAUUAGACGGAGAUAUUGUAGAAACAAGGUUUUCUACCUCGGCCUCUAAAGAAACGCAAAGUGCUGAGGCGGAAGAAGGAGAACAGACUGAAAUUAAUGGAGGCAUGUACCGUUGUUCAGUGCAGAGGAGGAUUAUUAGACGACGAAAGUCAAUGCCUAGAACAGCGAAAACAAAAGCAGAAAGUAAACAAACCACCAAGGGACGCUUCAGCAAAGAAGUUCCAGCUGCAGUGAGAAAUGAGGAAAGUUUGCAGCUUCAGUCGUCACAGAGGCAAAAUGACCCACCGGCCACCUGCCUCAACCCACUACCUCAUGAGUCACUAACUUCAGCAAAAGCCACGACUAAUUUGCAUCCAGACACCAAUCCACCGGCACACAUACAGUCCAACAUACCUCUAAAAAAACGUACAUUUCGCAGUUCCGUGGAAAUAGACUCUGAACAAGGUUUGAAUUUUGCUUCAGAUCAAGCUUCCAAAGAAGCCACUUCGUUAAAUUCGUCCGCCGAGCUAAGGCAGGGCCUUACCACUUGUUCAGGGGAGAGUAGCAAACGGAAAAACGAUGGUAAAGGCAGAUUAAAGAGAACAGAAGUCCAGAGGUUAACCUCCAAACGAAUCACAAAACAGAACUCUUUUAACAGAGUGCUUCGCUCCCAAGCUAAUGAAGUUCAGCGAAGCCAUUUAUUUAGGAAAGCUCGAAAGUGUAAAUUAGAGACGCAAGAUGAGGAUGACAUUGAUAAGGCUCAGACACUAGAGAGUCUUGCAGAGGACAAACAAACUGUGGAUCCUGCUAAAAUUCAAGAGCAGUGUGGUAAAAAUCACACUCCAAAUAAAUCUGAAAAGGAAGAUGAGGUGGAAACAUUAAUCCAGCAAAGUGAUUUGGAUGAGACAAAGCCGGACCUUGAUUUUAAGAUUCGUUUUAAAAGGAGGAGAGGGAGAGUAUGGGAAAUGCAACGAGCAGGAUUUGAAAAUAAGGCAUUAAAAACAGAAAAGGGAGACGAGUUGGUGACAUGCGAUCCAUUUAAAGCCAUCAUGGAUUCCGUGUCAGUUUUAAACAUGGAGAUGGAGGCAGCUCAGGCGCAUGUGCAUGCUAGUAAGAAGUCAAAAAGCAGAUUGCAUCGUUUAAAAAGAAGAGGUGAGAGGCUGAGUGAAAGACAGUUCACAAAUCACGCAGAUGAAAAAUCUGACAAAGACCUCAACAAUGAUGGAAAUGCAUGUAAACCCAGUGAAACACCCAAUGACAAAGUAGACUUUAAAGUGAAGCUUGAUAAAGAACUUACAGAUGGAGAGAAGGUACUACCAGAAAAAAUUGAGAUUUGUAAAAGUGAGCUUGACAUGUUGCCAGCAGUAGGGCAAGAAACCAAAAUUGAAGAUCGUUUUGUGAAGAAUUGCUGCUUGUUUGAAACUGGGUCACAAGUGCAGCCUGAAUUGGAUUCAAAUGGUUUUCCAUUACCAGUCAUCAAACUACGCAGAAAGAAAGAGGAUAUCUGGGAGGUGGACAGCAAAGAAGGGCUUUUUGAAACUGAACUUAAAGUAGAACCCAAUAUUAAGAAUGAGAUAAAGGGUCACAUUUUAGGGAAAGAAAAGAAAGAAUGUGUUGAUUUUAACAAGCUCAAAGAAGAGUGCCCAUCUUCGCAGGAACUGAACCGCAACUCAGCCCUUCUGAAAAUAGAACCACCUCCAUUUUCCUUGUCUCUGUCGCCGCUGUCUCUGUCUUCCCCUCUUAAUGACAAUAAAGCGGAAGUUAUAUCCUCGGCUGCAGAUACAGUCAUUGAAAGGCCAGAGAUGAACAGCGGAGGAAGGAAACAGAGGCACAAAAUGGAGAGAACACGCAAAUGUGGGCCUGUAGAAACGCCCACAACUUGUCUUAGUCACACACUCCAACAAAUUGACAACAGUCUCUCUAGGCUCUCCGAGGGCUUGUGUUCAUCUCAGACUUUGGAGAAGCCAACAGCCUGUUCCAGUACUUCUACUGCUGUCGCCCAGCCCCCGUCCCAGUCUCCUCUAUUCACAACUGCAGAUAACAUGCUUUCUGGGGAGCCCAGCUUCACAAACUGCUGUGAUGAUAUUCUGGACUUUCAGUGUCUAAACUUUGAGGGGUAUUAUCAGCCACAGAACAUACUUCCAUCUUCCCCAUCAGAUCUGUGUUCACUGGAUCCACCCACAGAUCCUUUCAGCAGUCCCCUCUCUCACAGCCCGUCUGAUACAUGGACCACUGAAACGCCGUACCUUGGCCCUCCCAGUCCAGGAAAUAACUUUAACAGUGAGGACCUGCAGUUUUUUCCAGGUCUAAUUUCUUCCAAAAGUGACUCUGUUCCUCUGGAAUGUGAAAUGAAGGAUACCUCCAAAGACAGAAACCUCCCCAAUCCCAGUUUCAGUUUUUCAGCUCUCUGCAGCUCUGACUUGAGUGCUAAAGAUAGAAUAAUAAGUAGAAAUCCAGGAAUGAGGCUGUCCAAAGAAGACUUCAAAACUCAGCCCCUGUCUGUAGUCAGCAAGCCUAGGUUAUUUGGCACAACAUCAUCUUCUGUUACAUCUCAAGUUCCUGUUACUUUAACACAACCCUCCAGCAACAUGAAGGCGAGCGCUAGUCAUUCAAAAGCCCAGUCCAACCUUAAAACCCAGGGCCCCUUCCAUCGAAUGACCACUCCUAGUAAAUCCCAGUGUUUUUCAAAUAGUCAGCCAAACACAGUCAGAGGAGUGUCCCCGAGUAGCUUGACUAAAUCCAUCCCGGCAUCUCAGAUGUCUAACAAAUUCCUCUCUCCUCAACUCUUCACUGUGAAAAAUCCCAAUCCUCCUGACAAUCCAUUCAAAUUCCACGAGAAAACCUCUACAGUUAUUCACAGAGUGCUUAAGUUUCAGGGGGGGAACCAGAGUCAGAACUUGUAUAGUGCACCCUGUAAAGACACCAUGGCUGCAGGCAGCCCGACCGUCGCAUCCAGAACACUUCAUACACUUCAUAAAUCAGGUGCUAUUGAGAGGACCCAGCAGAGUCAGAAACUAGGUGUUAAUACAGACAGUCAUCAUAAAGGCAACAUUUCUUUUCAAGGGUUUGGAAAGGAUGUUGGCCAUCUUGGUUCUUCCAGCAACCCCAGCAGGUCCAACCUUCAUUUCAACAAACCCAACCAAUCUUUCCCUCAGUCUUGUAGUAAAAGUAAGAUUUCAUCCGACAAACAUGAAAUUGUUGAAACCAACAUGACAUACAAAACCCUCUCAGCGCUGCCAAGACCUUUCUUUCCUAGCAAAAUGUCUGACGGUUAUUCAUCACCACAAGACAAGAGUUUAAAACAGGAAAAAUCCACUAUGUCGACCUCAGACAAACACCAGCCAUGUUACACUCAGCAAGACUCUUUUGAUUUUAGCUUUGGCUCGUCUCUUUCUCCUAUGUCUCAUCACAACAGCCCCCAAGUGGUCCACAGUACACCUCCUGGUACACCAGCACCAGCAAACAAGAGCCAGUCAUCAACCUCAGCCUCUUUCCCUUAUGGCUACCAAGGUCCCCCUUACGUACUAAACUUCAGUGGAGAUCACUCACUGACCCUGGGUCUCAGGGAUGGAGCUGAUGGUUACCCAGGAUUAGGCUCGACAAACUACACCUACCAUUGCCUGAUGGAACCUUCAGGCACCCAAGGGCGGCUGGUUCUUGAGCCCUGUGGACCCCAGCUGUCUAACCCACCGUCUUUUUCUUUGGGUGGAUUUUCAGGGCUCAAAGGACAGGAUGAACACUGCAGGAAGGACAUGCAGCAACAGUGCCAGCCAGGGGAACACCAAGGCGCAGCACACUAUGGACCUGUUCCAACGUCUCACUCCAUGGGUGCCACAAAACCCAAGAGAGUGAGGUUAGUGGUGACAGACGGCACAGUAGACUUAGAUCUCCAGUACUCGGAUUGAUUUGUAUCUGGAGUCACUGGAUCCCUGAAUAUAUUUGGAUGUUGUUUUCCUCAAGGGGAAUUAUUCAGGAUUAUAAAGAUGUUUUUGUAAACACUGUAAUUCAUAGUCUACCAGUUAUUAAAGCGCGCUGACUGAUUGACAUAUUUCAGUCAGGAUUUUGAUGGACUGUUAAUGUAUGAAUGGCAUGUACAGGGUUUUAUGUAAAGCAGGCAGUAUCAGCGUGUUUUAACUACUGUAUGAUUUUUAAGAAAUGAAAUAUCCACUACAAUUUGCAUAGAAUACCAAAUUUAAAAUGCAUAAAGAAAAGAAAGCAUUAAUAUAUUUGUGACUAGGAGUUUGAACCCUGUAAACUUUGAAAGCCCUCUUACUGUACUGUAACAUAGCUGUAUGAAGUUUUCUAUACCGUGUAUGGCAGUAGAGACAGGAGCACCAUCAUUGGUUGCUGGUACUUGUAUCGAUUGGUUUUAAAAAGGCAGCUUUGUGCCUCAGUCUUUGAUAUGUUCUUGUGACUUUUUGAAGCACCUGUUGAAACGGUUCACCCUUGUUUUUUAUACUCACAGUAAGCUUUUUUCUCACUUUGUGUGUGUACCUCCAGGUGUGUGUGUGUGUGUGGGGGUGUGUGUGUGUGUGAGUGUGUGUGCAUGCAGUUGGUGGGAAGGUCUUGAGGGACCAAAGUAAGGUGUGGCGUGGUACCUGAUAGUGUGACUGUUGCUCUGCCAGAUUUUUGGUAAGCUCAUUAGUCAUUAGUGCAUAAAUGAAAGGUUUUUGCAUGAACAGUAUACAGUAAAAUGUUUUCCCGAACUGAAACUCGCAUAUAUAUAUUUUCAAGGACCGCUCUACUGGGUGAAAAUAUGCGUGACAUGAACUGCAGCUUCUCAUAGCUGUUGUUUUGAGUACCUAUGUGACUGAGCGAGUGAGAGAAACUGCAAUAUCUUUUUGUUUUUUUGUUAUUUUUGUUUUUUUAAGGCCAGUUGUGCUUAAUCGAUUGAGGGAUAGUACAACAUGGGGUAUUUGUAAGCGGAGUUAUCACAAUUGGCAAAAGAGAAACAUUUCAAUAUUACGUUGUUACAUUAAGGAAAGUGACAAUCUUCUCAUAGUGUAACUCACUUAUGACAUUUUUUCCCCAAAAUCGUUAAUUAUUAUACAGAAAGAACAGAAGGAUAAGUUCAUUGCCUACAAUAGUGACUGUCUUGUCUGUUGUUGUUUCUGACAGAGCUACAUGUUCAAAGGUUUUAUUGUGUAAGCAUAGAGAACAGCAAUAGAGUAAUUUGCUGUUGAGUGUGAAAGUCACGCGAGCAUUCCCCUCAUGUCGUGAUGUACUGUACGUUGAACCCAUUUGACAUCAUUGGGCAGGAGUGUUCAGUGUGACUGCACAGCCUUACAUUAUUGUUAUGGAAAGGCCAAUUAUUUAUUUUAAUAUCCUCAUCCUUGAAAUGGUGCUUUAAUGUAAUUUAUAUUUCACAUUCAUUGUUCUAUGAACUAUUAAAUGUUUUAAUUAUUAUUUAAUGGGACAAAAUACUAAACUGAAUAUUAAUAUUUUCUUUUUUUCUAAUUGGCAGUUAGUCUUACUGAAAGUCUGCUGUAGAAAUGUACAAAUGUAGCGUAUAUCAUUAAAGACUCUUAAUUCUUUUUUUGUA
Micropterus salmoides (largemouth bass) is the source of this 8341-nucleotide messenger RNA. RefSeq names its product lysine methyltransferase 5C (gene kmt5c). Gene Ontology annotation, cellular component: nucleus. Bases 402 to 6704 code for a protein of 2100 amino acids. The record is from RefSeq and is a predicted model, not a curated record. Lineage: Eukaryota; Metazoa; Chordata; Actinopteri; Centrarchiformes; Centrarchidae. Gene Ontology annotation, molecular function: protein binding; histone H4K20 methyltransferase activity. The transcript is spliced from 9 exons.